Cokeromyces recurvatus is the source of this 886-nucleotide messenger RNA. Its product is annotated as TB2/DP1, HVA22 family-domain-containing protein. The coding region runs from base 61 to 648 and encodes 195 amino acids. Lineage: Eukaryota; Fungi; Mucoromycota; Mucoromycetes; Mucorales; Mucoraceae. The record is from RefSeq and is a predicted model, not a curated record. The transcript has 3 exons.
UUUUUUUUUUCUAUCCUUUUCUCUCUUUUUCCUUUUCUUUAUUAUUAUUAUUAAUAAUAAAUGUCUACACCUGUCGAUAAUAGUACAUCUCAAGCAGCUCAAGCUCAAGCAGCCGCUAUGAACAUGCUUGACUUGGUAAAGAAUAAAGCCAACUAUUAUUUAACUUCCUUGGAUAGAGAGCUUAGUAAACACGAGUGUGCUAAUGAAAUUGAACGUCGUACUGGUUUGCCCAAGGCCUAUGUUGUCCUUGGUACUGCCUUUGUUUGUGUUUUGAUGAUUUUCUUUAAUCUUGCCGCUCAACUAUUAACAAAUGCUCUUGCUUGGGUUUAUCCUUCUUAUGCUUCAUUCAAGGCUAUCGAAUCUCCUUCAACUACGGAUGAUACUCAAUGGUUGACUUAUUGGACAGUGCUUGGUUUUGUUCAAAUAAUUGAAUACUUUUCUGAUAUUUUGCUUUAUUGGUUCCCCUUCUAUUAUACUUUUAAGACUAUUUUCAUUCUUUGGCUUAUCUUGCCUCAAUUUAGAGGUGCUCAAUUUGUUUAUGAACGUUUCUUACGUCCUUUCCUUUUGAAUGCUCAACCUAGUAUUGAACGUCAUACUAACGCAUAUACAAGUCAAUUUGGUGCUACACCUGUCGAAAAGACUCAGUAAUGGAUUACAUAAUUCAUUCUUCUUUUUUUUUUUCCUCCUUUGUUGUUUCAUAAUAUAGACAUAAAUUUCUAUUACAUAUAUGAAUAUGUAUAUGUAUAAGAAUACAACUAUAUGAUUUCUAUACUGCAUAAAGAAGAUUGUAUAGAUACAUGUCUUUUUCUUUUAAAUUAUUUUAGAUGUAUGAAAUAAAUCAUAUCUCCGAGUUAUUUAUAUAUGAAACAUAAAAAAUAAUAGAAAC